Messenger RNA from Colletotrichum truncatum, 336 nucleotides. NCBI's taxonomy places the organism in Eukaryota, Fungi, Ascomycota, Sordariomycetes, Glomerellales, Glomerellaceae. The record is from RefSeq and is a predicted model, not a curated record.
AUGAACAAAGCCAUGAUUAAGCAGCUCAAAAGAAAACGCCAUAAACAACCAACAGCCCGAGAUCCUGGGACUCGAUGCUCUUUCAGACCAAAGGCUGCGCCCAGGAAUUUGAAGGAGGAACAGGACCCUGGCGAGCGUGGUUGGCUGCAAAUAGUAAGCCGCAACCCAAUGAAGAAGGAAGAUCUUGGCAAUCGAAAGGUCGGACGGAGACAAGUUUCCCCGCGUAAUACUACUACUACGCAUACGACCGCCAGAUCCUACGAUCUUCAGGUCAUUACGGCUAUGUAUAGCCUGCAGCCCCAUUUCGGGGGCCUAGCGAACAGUUGGCCGUCUUAG